This is a messenger RNA of Aedes albopictus (Asian tiger mosquito), 4272 nucleotides long. RefSeq names its product monocarboxylate transporter 12 (gene hrm). Gene Ontology annotation, cellular component: membrane. Lineage: Eukaryota; Metazoa; Arthropoda; Insecta; Diptera; Culicidae. Gene Ontology annotation, molecular function: monocarboxylic acid transmembrane transporter activity. Gene Ontology annotation, biological process: transmembrane transport. The record is from RefSeq and is a predicted model, not a curated record.
GGAGUAGUGCUGCACGUUUUUUGAAACAUUUUAUGGGAGGAAGUUUAUGAAGAAGGUACUCAGUGUGAAAUUAGAAACUAGACUUUACGUAAGAACACAAAGCACCGAAGCAAAUCAUCACCGCUGUAAGGGAACCAAAUAAAACUAGAUUGUAUCACACAGAUAGUCAUUUUGACGUAGUGCUGAGAGCAAUAUCACUUGUGUGGAAACUCGUCCGAGUGACAGUGUUAUUACAUAAAGGAUAGAUGUAAAGCGUCACAUCCGUGGAGAAACGAGGCCAUUUGCGGAGGUCGAGUCAAUGAAGUCACGGAUUUAGUUCAGCGAGGGUCAUUCAGUAAGUGUGUCUCGAAAAGAAGAGAAAAACUGCGUUCUGGUUUCGUUUUAAACGACGAGAACAAAAGAACAAAAUACCACGAAAUCCAUCAGACGACGAAGAAAAAUCACUUAUUUACCAGCACCGAAGGAACGAGCCAGUGCCGCGACUGUUUUGAUACAGAAGAAGGAGAACCGUGUAGUAGAACACAAAGUGAUUCACGACGUCAGCUGUCUGGCUACCGUACCUUUCAUGGUGGCGUGUGUAUUAUAUUGCGGCGGUCGGUACUCGAAGAUUAUUGACCUCCACGGAUACCAGUGCAUGUUGUAAAACGCGGAAAAACUCGGCUGUAUAGCUUGGCUAGGCGUGCUGCGGGUAAAACCACCUAUCAAUUAGCCGUGAUAUCAAUCCAUCAGUGGUACUCUGCUCAACGACAGAGAUCCGGAUUGAUUUACAACCCUAAUAACACCGGUCAUCAGCCUCAACAGCCGAUAGCCUUCACAUGUGUUGCCAUAUAGGCAGCGUCAGUAGAUAGGCCCCAGGACACCUCUUCCACCGGGGUGUGACUAACUUGUUAACGCCGAAAGUAAAGCACGCAUACUACUUAUGGUUGACUGCGUGACGCCGGCACGGAGACGGACUUCGGACGACGUGGACGACGACGACGCCGACUACGGGUGGCUUUGGCCUUCACCGGUCGCACCAACAUCAACCGGGGUGGCGCGAAAUUGAUUCUAUGAGGAACGACGACGGCGACGACGAAGCUUCAUCAAAUUCGACGGUUGAUUGACAACGGAACGGCCCACGCAACAGCCACUACAACGACGCAUCAACCAUGGGUGAGGAAAGCAUCGAGUGCAACGAGGGCAAGCUGAUCACCAAAAACGGUGGAUACAGUCCAGUCAAACAGCUGGAAAAUGGCGAUCUGGUUAGGAACGAUAGCCAGAAAAAGAUAGUCCAAUUUGACAAGGCGACGAAUGACAGUAAUCAGACCAACACCCGUACCUCCAACCACGAGAAGGGCGAUGAGAAACGAAUGGUACCAAUGCACAAUGGAGUGGCACCCGCCGGCGGAGAUCACUCCGACACAAGGAUCGACGAGGAUCCCGACGACUAUGAGAUGGUUCCACCCGAUGGUGGUUGGGGCUGGCUCGUAUUGGCUGGCUCAAUGCUAGUUAACAUUCUUGUACCUGGCACAAUCAAGAGUUUUGGCGUACUAUUUGUGGAAUUCCUGGAAGCAUUCCAAGCAUCACCCUCGACCGCAGCAUGGAUUCCGGCAUUGUGUUACUUUUUGUACAGCUCCCUGGGACCGCUAUCCAGCAUACUGUCGGUCAAGUACAGCUACCGGACGGUCACGAUUAUAGGUGGAACUUUCGCAGCGUUUGGAAUGUUCAUUACGUAUUGGGCGACUUCUGUUAGCUUUCUGUAUAUAAGUUACGGAGUACUGGUGGGGGCUGGAGCUGGACUCUCAUUUCCUCCAACGGUCUACAUCGUUACGUCGUACUUCGUGAAGCUGAGAGGACUGGCGAAUGGAUUAUGUAUUUCUGGCAGUGCGUUAGGUUCAAUCAUUCUACCACCAGUGCUGAGAUACUUGUUGGUGAACUAUGGUUAUAGAGGGGCUUGUUUAAUCAUGGGAGGUAUCACUAUGAAUGUUUGGGUCGCUGCAAUAUUCUACCAGCCUGUAGAGAAGCACAUGAAACGCGUAAAGAAGACUAAAGAAGUUGAAGAAGAGCUUGUAGGUAAUGAUACAAUCAUGGAAGAAUCGGAAACCAAUGAUGAUCUGGAAGCCGGUCCGAAUAUUGAUAAAUCUGCAAUCAAGCCAAAGUUCAUGAUCACAGGCGACGAUACACCAGUUGCUACACCGACACUAGAGCACAAAUCUCCGGACAUCUUUCGUUUUAAUCCCAAGCACGGGCUUAUCGAUAGUUUUGCAAGAAGUGUAUCUGCUGCAGCAGUACCGGCUUCCUAUCAUAAGGAGGACCAUAGCCACAGACUUCGAAAGAUCAGUACUCCCAUAAAGGAAGAGCAUCGAAACCUUACUUAUACUACUCCUCUAAACGAAUCACAGGGAUCACAUUUCCGAUUAAAUAGACUGAACUCUAUGCGUAGUGGGCAUAGACCACCAAGACGAUCUCCAUCUACUAGCAGUUUCCAGUACAUUAGUACGCCUUACCAUGGAAGCACUCUGUCUGCACUUCAGCCUAAAGAAUUUGCCUCUCAUCUAUCGCUGAGAUCGAUUGCGGACAGUUUUAAACCCUCUAGACAAACGGGAGACAAAUCGGAAAAAUCUUCCGAUGGCCAAAAAUACUUCGAUCUUUCACUGCUUCGUGAUCCCUCGUAUCUUGUAAUACUCAUAUCCAAUUCAACCAACGCCAUUGGUUAUACUAAUUUCAUAAUCCUGCUACCCGCUUAUGCAAUCUCAUUGGGAUUCGACAAAAGUCUCGCAGCCUAUCUGUUGUCCAUUGUUUCGACGUUGGAUUUGGUCGGGCGAAUCGGAGGCUCUGCUCUUUCGGAUACCAAUCUCAUCCCGAAAGCAUGGUACUUUGUCGGAGGUCUUUCGAUUUCCGGACUGGCCUUGGCAGUUCUUCCGUUGGCAAGCUCGUAUACCAUGGUUAGCGUUUUUUGCGCCUUAUUCGGUCUGGCAUCUGGGACGUAUGUUGGCAUCACGGCAGUCAUUAUGGCAGACAUGUUGGGAACCGAACGGCUCACAUCUUCCUACGGCAUCAGCUUAUUCGUCAACGGAAUCCUGCAACUAAUUGGACCACCAAUUUGCGGUCUUAUCUUUGAACAUAUCGGUGAUUACCGACCACUAUUUACGGCGCUUGGGUUCAUUCUGCUGGUGGGUUCCUCCCUAUGGGGUUUUAUGCCUUUGAUUAGAAGGAAUAAGCUUCGCAAGCAACAAAAAGUCGACGCUCGAGAAGAAGCAGACAAAAGUCUUAUAGCUUAAGAAUGUACUAUGGUACUGAAAGGAUCAAUCUGGGAAUCAAAAUCAACUAUUUAACCCUUUUUCUAGAUAGACACAAACGAUGACUACUUAUCAAGAACACUGACAACAAUACACAUCUUCAUGAAGGUUUUUAAUCAUAUGUUAGUGCAACUUCCGCAUAUAGAUAAGUUUUAGUUCCUGGUCAUUGAUUCACAAAGAAAACAAUACAUACCCCUUCCCUAAGUCCUAAUCUAAUCAAAUCUAAUCUAAUCCAACGAACGCUGGCUAUUGUUGUCGAUUAUCUUGAUAAGCUGUCCUCGAUGCUGACACAAUGUACAGAAAACAAUCUACACAAGAUUUUAAUCUUCGAUUCUCUAACCGCGCGCGGAUCGAUGAUGAUCGUGAUAUGACAAUUCAAAGCAGAUUUCUUUCAUAUGAUAUGCAGGAAAGUAAAAAAAAAGUAUUUAAGUGCACGUAAGCUAGAAUUACUGAAACGGUUACAAACCCGUUCCCUUCGAUACAGCGUACUACACGAGGUACUAAUGUUAAGCUGCUAGGCGGAACAAAAAAUACGAGAGGAUAACAAUACGAGUAUUAUAUUUUUAGGUACUUUACAAAUUGCGUGGGCUGAAAUCUGAGCUGUGUGAAGUUUUUCUUUUUUUCGUAUGAAUGGUAAUAAUACUAACUGCAAACGGACACAAAUCAAUCUGCCACAACAUCGGUGAAGCUCCUAGUGGAGAGAAAACUAUGUUUGCGAUGUAUGUUAAAUGAAUCUGCAAGUACGUGACUGCAUGUCAGAAAUUACUUUUAUUUGUGUAAUGUUUGAACUCUAAUUUUAAUUCUUAGAAGUAAUGAUCACAAGGGGUAAAGCCAUUUCAAAUAUUUAUUCUACUUUUAAAGUAGCUCCACUGAUGGGUUUACUUCCGUUAAAGGAAAAUACAUUAAGAAUUUCGUAAUUAAAACAUUAUGUCACUUGAGAGGUAGGAUACAAGAUUUGGAAUGGAUAAUAGAAGCAAAAUAUAGCAAUUGUAAA